Molecule: messenger RNA, 3150 nt
Organism: Cephus cinctus (wheat stem sawfly)
Lineage: Eukaryota; Metazoa; Arthropoda; Insecta; Hymenoptera; Cephidae
Product: sorting nexin-14
Exons: 9
Coding region: 275-2890 (871 amino acids)
Biological process (GO): autophagosome maturation
Cellular component (GO): late endosome
Molecular function (GO): phosphatidylinositol binding
Source: RefSeq, a predicted model, not a curated record
UACUUCUGAUUUUUAUGUGCACUUUGUUCUGUUAUAUUUACUGAUUGCAUGAAUUUUUAUAACAAUCACAGAAAAAUUGUAACAAUUUUCUUUCAAAAACAAUUUACCAUUCAUCUACUUAGAAUGGACGGUUAUUGUGUGGUGAAUAAACAUUCCCGAAUUCAAAGGCAACAAUAAAUCUUUAAAACAUUCUGUUUUAUUUCAUUGUUACGUCCAAAAGAAUUUCAUUUAACCCGUUGAGUAUUUGUAUUUCUUAUUUUUAAUAUUUAAAAACAUGGCAUUGUUAAUUGGUGAUAAAAUAGAAUGGUCUCUCAUGUUGAUAGCGAUAACAACGGCAACAUUUUUGGCAGCUAUUGACAGUAUAGUAUGGCUGUUUCUAAUCAGUGGCUUCUAUGUAGCUGGACUUAUAUGGGGUUUACGUUUGUUACAUUACUUUGGUAUAAGUUUUGGAGCUACAAAAGUACUACCAGAUUUAAAGGUUGAUAUGAAAGAAUCAUGUGGAGUAUGUGGUGGUAACGGAUGUAAAAGACAUCGACCAUCACAAUAUAAUACUCGUAUAAAAGUGCCAAAGGACUUCGACGAUGCUUUGGAAGAAUUGCUGGAGCAAUUGUUACAAACUUAUGUUUGUACCUGGUAUUCAGAUUUAUCAUCAGAUGAGACUUUUCUACAGCAACUGAAAAUAACUAUAGCAACAGCUGCCAGAAACAUUGCAGGAAGAUUGUUCUCUGUGAAUCUUGCAGGGAUUAUUUUUAAUAAUCUCAUACCUGUUGCAUUACAUCAUGCUCAGGAUUGGAAAGCACUAAUAAAACGUUCAAAGAGUCAGGGUGGCAGUCCUCAGGAUUACGUAGGUGAUUAUUUGGGAUCUAAAGUUCAUCCAGCAGCAUAUUCUCGCGAAGAGGAAUUAAAUUAUUUAAGAGGACUGGUCACAGCUCUUAUGCCACAUCUGUUACCUACCACACAUAUUUCUACCAAUAAUAGGGUAAUUCUAAGAGAAAUUCUGGCGAAUUGGGUCUUGUUGCCGGCUAUGGAUGCACUAGCAGACCCUGACAAUAUAAAUACCUUAAUUGUCUUGUCGACACAUCACGAGGGCACUUUAUCCGAAACAAUAGAUUCUAUUAGUGUACCAUUACUAUACUCUUGGGUUACACCACCGAUGAUUAUGCAAACUGAAAUUGAUCCCCUGAAACCUAGUUUGGAAGAUAUUUUGCAUAACCCUCAGCUGCUUUAUUUAUUUAUGCAACACAUCAAGGAAGCAGGUCCAGUAAAUUUGUUGCAGUUUUGUUUGGACAUAGACGACCUGAGUAAACGAAUGUUAAAUCCUGAGAUGUCACCAGAAACGGAAGAGAAUCUGUUUAUUGAUGCACAGAACUUAUACUCAACGUACCUCAAUCCUGAGGGUCCAGAUUAUUUACAUCUGCCAUUACACAUUUCAAUGGGCAUGCGACAAAUUCUAGAAAGUGGACCAUCAAAGAUUCAGGAACUGAGAACUUCUAGACCUCUUUAUCAAGCUCAUCAAGAAGCUCACGCAUUGCUAGAAGUCACUUGCCUACCCUUAUUUCAUCACAGUUACGAACUAUAUAAACUGGUUUGCGGUCAACAGACAUCCAGUAUCCCCACAAGAGCAUCAGGUCAAAUGAGUGGAGCAGGCGUAGGAGCUCGAUUGAGCAAUCAGUUUAGUAAAAUUCGUGGAGUCUUAAGAGCAUCCGCUGUAGACGGGGCGCCGUAUCAAUCCCAGCAAGUGUAUCAGGCAGAAGAGGUAGACUGCUCACCAAGGGCGUACAACGAGGACAAUAGUAAUAUAACUGAAUAUGGCCGAGAUUUAACGACCUGGCGAGUAACAGUUCCUCACGUAGACGGAGGAGGAGCUCAACCCUUAUACAUGGUAGCAGUGCAUAGCGUAGCCGAAGACAAGUCCUGGACAGUCCUCCGCAGGGACGUGGACUUCUACGACUUGCGUGCACGUCUCACCGAGUUCCACGGAGAUCGGGAGCUGAACGAUUCACCAUUGCCAACUCGGAAGACUCAGCAUCCAUCCUUAAAUACUAAUAGACAACGCUAUCAGGACUUCCUGCAGAAGCUCCUGGCUAAGCCAACCUUAAGGAGUAGUGAGCUCCUUCACAUAUUCCUUACGGCACCCAACCUGAAGCCUUACUUCACGAACUACAGCACACCUGACAUUGGUGUACUAUAUCAGAGUAUGGCCCACAAGUUGCGCAAGGAGAAGGGUCAACACUUAGACAAAUUUAUGUCCACCUUCUUGGCAUCGAUUAAUCUGAAGAAUGAGCACGCAGAUCUUGGCGUAGAACCUACGAGUGAAAAGAACUACAAUGAAACUGUGAAGAAGGGUCGUGAUUUAUUAGGAAGUGGGCCCUUUGGCAAUAAUUUAAAUUUGAAUCCCAGAAUUAAAGAUUUUCCAUACGUUGCAUCAAAGCGACAGCACGUUAAGGGAGCCAGUUUUUGUAUUGCUGAAGCUCUGGAAAGUCUUUUGGACACAUCUCAUUCUGUAUGCCGUGUUUCUUGGCUGGUGGCUUCUUUAUCGCGUAACAAUUUGGAUCCUGUGGUGAAUCGAUUACUUGAAAAUACUUUGGUGAAGUUAUUAAGCGGCGGUCGUGCGGCCAUUGUGGUGAAGUUAUUACAUUCCAAUAUUUGUGGUACGAAAUCUAACAAGAAAGACGUUAUGGUGCAUAUAAAGAAUAAGGAUAAAUAUAAGAAUGCUAAAGAGGGACUAUAUUCUUUACUCCCAUGGUGGUUUGUGGGAUUACAUUCUACAUGGUUCAAACUAAUGGAUUCUUUAUUAGAACCAUUGCAAAAUGCUCCUCUCAACAAACAUCUGGCUUAUAUGCUUUUAGAUCAAUUACUAGCCAAUCUUUUUCCAGAACUGACCACCUAAUACGUAGGCAACGCAACGCUCACAUUUUUCCACUAGUCUGUACUGAACUCUGUUAUCUUUGUGUAUAGUAUACUCAACGCAGCACGUAUAAGCAGAUAAUUCAUUUUCGAACUGUUAGGAAGAAUAAUUGUGUGUAUUAUUUUAAUGUAUAUUUGUACACGAUAUGUCUUGUACUUACAAAUUUUCAGAAUAAUUUGCCUAUAAGAACUGUUUUUUAUAUACAUAUAGUGUCUGCAAAUAAAUUUUAUUCACGACUGAGC